Ascoidea rubescens DSM 1968 is the source of this 1005-nucleotide messenger RNA. RefSeq names its product ribose phosphate diphosphokinase subunit PRS3 (gene PRS3). The record is from RefSeq and is a predicted model, not a curated record. The coding region runs from base 1 to 1005 and encodes 334 amino acids. The transcript is spliced from 3 exons. Gene Ontology annotation, molecular function: magnesium ion binding; ribose phosphate diphosphokinase activity. Gene Ontology annotation, biological process: purine nucleotide biosynthetic process; regulation of cell size; 5-phosphoribose 1-diphosphate biosynthetic process. Gene Ontology annotation, cellular component: ribose phosphate diphosphokinase complex; cytoplasm. Lineage: Eukaryota; Fungi; Ascomycota; Saccharomycetes; Ascoideales; Ascoideaceae.
AUGUCUGCAACAAAUUCGAUCAAACUAAUUUCAAGUGAUAUCCACAGGGGUUUAGCUGAGCUUGUCUCAAAAAGAAAAACAAACUACGAUAAAAAUAAAAGAAAUACACUCAUACUUGGUUUGCCCUUAUGUAAAGUUGAUCUUAAAAGAGAAUCAAAUAACGAGGUUUCCUUUAGCAUCAGAGAAUCUGUUAGAGAUGAAGACAUUUACAUAGUGUCUCAAAUAUCUUCGGGCGAUGUCAAUGAUCGUUUAUUGGAACUACUUAUAAUGAUCAAUGCUUGCAGAACUGCUUCUGCAAGAAGAAUCACUGCUGUGAUUCCCAACUUUCCUUACGCAAGACAAGACAGAAAGGAUAAAAGUAGAGCUCCAAUCACUGCUAAAUUAGUUGCUGAUAUGUUAACAACUGCUGGUGUAAACCACAUCAUAACAAUGGAUUUACAUGCUUCUCAAAUCCAAGGCUUCUUUGAUGUUCCUGCUGACAACUUGUACGCUGAACCAAGUGUACUAAGAUACAUCAAAGAAAACAUUGAUUAUAAAAACUCAAUCUUAGUUUCUCCCGAUGCCGGUGGUGCCAAAAGAGCUGCCUCAUUAGCAGAUCGUUUGGACUUGAAUUUUGCCUUAAUUCACAAAGAAAGGGCUAAACCUAAUGAAGUAUCCAAAAUGGUUUUGGUAGGUGAUGUAACUGAUAAGAUAUCCAUAAUAGUAGAUGACAUGGCUGACACUUGUGGCACUCUAGCUAAAGCUGCUGACAUCUUGUUGAAAAAUGGCUCCAAAAUGGUCAUAGCAAUUGUAACCCAUGGCAUAUUGUCUGGAAAUGCAAUCAAGAACAUUAACAACUCUAACUUGAAUAAGGUGGUGUGCACAAACACUGUUCCCUUUGAGAAAAAAUUGCUUUUAUGUCCCAGGUUGGACACAAUAGAUAUUUCAGGUGUAUUGGCUGAGUCCAUUCGAAGACUCCAUAAUGGUGAAUCUGUUUCCUAUUUGUUUAGAAACUCACCCUUAUAG